AUAACACUUCGUGGGCAGGCUAAAGAAAGUUGUCAACGAAUUUCAAUCUUUUUUUAGCUUAUACAUGAUAAUUUAGUUUGUAAUCAUGGUGUUUAACACGUGAAUUAUAAAAAAAUGUACAAUAUUUUUCUGAUUUAACCUAUUUAUUCUUGCAUUUAUGUUAUGGUUGCUUUUUCAGAAUGUUUUGUUUACCUUAAAUGAUAUAAAUUAUAUGUAUUAUUGUAGAUAAUGGAGGAGGUUAAAGAAGACCUGAGACCAGAUUACUGUCAAUUUCCGUACCUAUGGUGAAGACGAAUGACUUGUCAAAGUCAGGCAACAUUCCUCAAUCAUAUAGGAUAUGAUAUCACACAUUAUAUUAAUGAUAUAUUUUUUAGGAAGUCUAGGACAACACACAGAUAUACCUCUUGAAGAAGCAGUCGAUGAGAAGUGCUACCUAUUUAGUGUUGGAAAACAGGACAAACUGGAGCUUUCUUCACCAAACUAUCCUGGUCUUUAUCCAAACAAUACUGAUUGCAUCCGAGUUAUUACAGCUCCACAAGGCCACACAUUGAAGUUGGAUUUCCGAGACAAAUUUUCAUUGGAACCAUCUGAUGAAUGUAAAUUUGAUUACUUGGAAGUUCGGGAUGGAGCUCAUGGGUAUGAUCCUCUCAUUGGCAGGUAUUGUGGUGAAUCUUACCCACCAGCUAUCCCAUCAACUUCUCGCUCAUUAUGGUUGAGGUUCAGAUCAGAUGAAAAUAUUGAAUACUCUGGCUUCAGGGCCAUCUGGGAAGAGGUACCAAAACCAGAAUCAGGUAAUGGAAGCAGCACUGUUAAAGAGACAGAGAUUCCAGAUCUUCCUGUGUGUAUUCAUAGAUUGUCAUAUCCUGAUCAGGGGUUUCUGAAUCGCAGCGAUAUUGAUUCUCAGUUUGUCAAUCAUGCUACAAUGUAUAAUACUAAAUUAGAAUGCAUGUGGAUAAUUGAAGUGAAAAAGGAUUGGAAGAUUCAGUUGCAGUUUCUGAAGUUCCAGUUGGCCGUUCCUAAUGAAUGUACUUCCAAUUUCAUUGAUGUCUUUCCUGGUUCCACCCAACCUGAUCACCGUCUCAGUAACUUUUGUGGUUCUAUAGCAGAGACUGUCGUAUCACCAGGUAACAUUCUGCAGGUUAGGUUUGUGGCAGAAAAACCUGAAGGCUUUCCAAGUAACUUUGAAGCUAUGUACACUGCUUUCAGAGACAAAGUCAAAUCUGCAGAACCAACAGACUGUGAAGAAGAUGAAUUUGACUGCGAAGAUGCCACAUGUAUACCUAGCAAUUUAAAAUGCAAUGGUCGAGUUAAUUGCAGAUUUAGAACUGAUGAAGAUCCUGGAAGAUGUCUGGCUAAGGAAGGGGUCGUGGCUAUGAUGCUCAAUACAGAUCACAUGAUUAUCAUUCUCAUAGUGUUCUUUCUUAUUCUCACUGGAAUGUGUUGUGCCUUCCUUUACAACUGUUUCACAAAGCUCAUCAGGGAUCAUCGUAUAAUCCAGGAACAGAUGAGGGCGUCAAGGGAGAUGGGAUUAGACUCACCUGCUUUAUGGAAGACACGUGCUGAUUCUCCAGAGACUCGUGAGUCAGAAUGUCAAACUCGGGAAUCAGUAUUCUCAGAACUGGGCUCUUUGCGACCAGCUUCUGUAGAAUCUACUAAGUCAGCCCCAGAUGUUAUCAUAUCCCAUUAAAUAUAGUAUUUAGUAUUAUAUGUUUUCAAUUUAUCAUCUUGUCAAAUUGAACUAUAUUUAUUUAUAUUUUUAACAGAAUUAUUCUACUCUAGUCAUUAUGUGCCAUUUUAAUUGAAAACUUAGAUAUUAAAGUUAUAUUGUUAUUUACGAGUUCCAUAAUUAUGUUGAAAAAGAGGUUUGAGGCUUUUUUGUUUUUGUUUUUUCAGAAAAGAAUUGUGCAUUUUUUUUUUUAUUAGUGGUCAUUUAUCAACUUUGUGUUUCUAAAUUGUCCCUGCCUGAGGGCCAUUUCAUUUUAGUCAUUGAAAAGCUUUGUGAUAGAUUAUUUCUAUUGUUCUUCACUUUAGUUGUAAAGGAGGUAAUACAGGUUUUAUUUAGCAUUAUCAGAAUUUUUGGUGGCACCAAUUUUUAUUAAUUCUUAUUUAUAUGUUUAGUAAACUAUGCCUGUAUUAUUGUGUGUAUGUAACUUGUUUUGUUAUUAUCUUUUUAGAAAUGUCAUUCCUAAUUAUUUAAUGUUCUCUUUGUUAUUGUUCCUCCUACCUCUUUUAAUAAAUGUUAUUAUAAAUCAAAUAUGUUGUUAUUUUUCAGGUUUAGUUUUUAUUUAUGAUCUUUUGUUCAAUUAAAGUAGAUCUUUUUUUCUUUUAUUAUAAAACUGAGGAACUUCUGAUAAAUGGAUUAAAUUAAAAUAAAAUCAAUAUUUAUCAUGUCUUUUAUAGGAUUAAUAGAAAUUUGGAGAUUAUAUAUUUUUACAACAAUGUUUAUUUAUUUAUAAUUAUAGUUAUUAAUGUAAUUUGUUAUAAAAUGUUUUAUAAGCCUAAUUUAUUAUUUUUUGAUUAUGCAAUUAUAAAAAAUAUUUGUAUAGUUUGUCUUUUCGUUGCUAAGGACAGCUGACAGCUGCAAUUUCAUCUAGUUUCAAUUUGAUUUUAUUCUUUUUUAUAUAAGUUCAACUGUUGAUCAUGAUUAAACCUGUAUCAUUAGCUGGGUGGUAUUACUUGAUCUGACAUUAAUCGAAAUAAUAGCAUCUCUGCUGAACAUGAGGGAGGAAUAAUAAUUUUAUUGGAUAUCUUAUGGUAACUUAGUAUUUAUACAUUUUUUAUCAAUAUUACUCUACAAAUUUUGCAACCCGGAUGUUUUUAUGUGAAAAUUGUUUUUCAGUCAGCAGUCCUUUACAUUAUGAGACUUAUUAAAUUGUACAAAGUGCAGUUUUAAACAUAUUUCAUUGUAUGUUUAUACCAGAAUUGAAACUAUUUUCUCUAAAGUGGGUUGAUUUUGUUCAAUGAAUAAUUUUUAAUGCUUCCUUAAAUUUAAGAAUUUUCAAUUUUUUUUUCUUUUUUUAAUACGAUAUUAUGAUGCUAACACAAAUGUUUUAAAAUUUAUUUUCCAUGGCUAUUUCAAUAGAAAAAUUUAAUCUAUUUGAAAUCUGGAUGAGUUUACUAAUCUUCCAAGUUUUUAACAUAUAUUUGGUUUUAAAGUUUUGUACAUUUCAAUGAUAUUUAUAUAAACAGCCUCAACUUUUAAUAUUUCUUUUAUCUUAGACCAUUAUCAAAUUUAAUUUAUAAGUUAUAAUAUUUAGAAUUAAUAUCUGAUAUUUAUUCCAAGCUCUGACCUAACUCUCUCUUAAAUUUUUUUAAUAAUAUUAUCUAUUUAUUGAUGAGUAUGCUGUGUUAUUUAGCAACUCAACACAGUUCAGGAGCCGUACAAUAUUUUUGUAUUUCUCUUCUAGUUAUUGGUUUUUAAAAGUUUUGAAAACCAUUAAUUUCAAAUGAUUUACUCAAAUAUUUACACUUGAAAGUUUUUGUCAAUCUACUGUUGUAGUAUUUAAGUAAACAAUUGUAGUAAAUAAAUUAAAUUAUAUUAUUGUACAAUUUAAAAAAUUAAUAUUAUUUAUUUUCUGUUUGUUAAGAUCACAGUGAAUCGUUAAUUUGUUCUAGAAGCACUUAUAAAACCUUUGCUAUUAUUUUUAUUUAUUUUAUCUUCUGAAAUUCAGUUAUUCUAUCAAUCAGCAAAUUAAGUUGUAUUUGAAAUUUCUGACAGAUAACUAAUUACUCAAAUGUCAUAAAUUUUUUUCAUAUUUAAACUAACAUUGAUGUAUAUUCUUUCUCUAGUUCAUUUUAUCUGUGAUCAUUUAUUUAAAUCACAAAUACAGUGAUACUUAUAGAGAAGUGAAAUCAUUUCAGCAGUCUGGUGUAUUCUUGCAUUGUUGUUAUUCUUUUUUUGAUUUUUAUGUUUAUAGUCAUUAUAAAAAACUUUCAGAAGUACAGUUUUUUCAUUUAAAAUUAAAAUAAUUUUUAUUAAAAAAUAAAAUAAAAAAUCUUUACACCUGUUUCAAAUUUUAUCAAGACUGUUGAGGUCAAAAGUAUUGAAUUUAGAUUCAUAGCAAAUAUUAUAUUACUCACAAAAUUGUCUGAAUGAUUCUGAAAGUAAACUGUUAAAAAUUGAAUAGGGAUAUUGUUAGUUAUGUAUGAUUUUUCUCCUCUAGACUUUUUAUUUUAUUAUAAAAUGCUUUGAAAAUUAAUACAAAUAAGAUUGUAUUUGACCUUGGGAUAUUGUAUGAACUGUGUUAAAAAAAAACAAUCAAUGAAAUUAAAGAUUUAAUAAUCUUGUUUUUAUGAUUGCAAAUUUGUAAGAAUUUUAUAAAAUUUAAUAAUUUGUGUGAUAUCCUCUGUUACACUCUACCUCUCUGCACCUAUUAGGUAUACUGUCUAUAAUGUUUUCUCUGAUUUGGCUAGGCAUUUUAUCCCAUAAAUAUGGUAAUACUGCCCUCAUUUGCUGAAGAUUAAGAAGCUGCAGAUUGCGGACAAAAAACCUUCUCUUUAAUGCAUCUUACAUGUGCCCAAUGAAAUUGAGAUCUGGAGAUAAUUUGGGAAGGGGCAGAUGUGAAAUGUCCAGAUUUUCAAGACAUUUAUGAACAAUUUUUCCCCUAUGAUGUCAUGUAUUUUCAUCAAGAAAAUGGAAAUGUGGGCGAAUAAUGGCCCUGGUUUAAUCUUCUCUUUCUUUCAAUGGCACUACGGUCCUUGCAGAACCCUGGCCUCCUUCACAAUUCUUCACCAUUCGUCCUUGUCCAAAGCCGUUCUUCUCCAUCUUCAGACUCCAAGUGCCCUCUGGUCCUCCUCCAUGUCCUCCAGCCACCGCAAUCUGGGACGCCCUCUUCUUCGUCCUCCACCAGGGUGUCCGUCCAGAAGCUUCUUCGGGAUACACAGCUCCUCCAUUCUCUGCAAAUGUCCCAGCCACCUAAUUCUACUCGUCUUGAUGUAGUUGCCAAUAUUCGGGGCUUUGUAUAGAUCACAGAGCUCCUGAUUGUUCCUCUGCCGAUCUCCCUCCCUCAAGGGGCCAAAAAUCCUUCUCAGGACUUUCCUCUCCCACACGUUCAGUGCUUCCUCUGACUUCCUGGUGAGGACCCAUGUCUCACUUCCAUAUGUCACCACUGGUCUAAUAACGCUGACAUAUACGGCCUUCUUUAACUGCCAGGGCAACACCUUUUACUUAAGGACUUUUCCGAGCAACAUCUAUUUCCGGCCGUCAUGCAUGUCCUUAUUUUAGCCUGUAUGUCAUUAUUUUAAUUUAUAUUGGCCCCAAGUUUUGGUUUCGUUAAUGUUGAGUCCUGCUAUUUUUGAGGCCUGUUCACAUUCCACGAAAGCUUCUGUCAAGGAUGCACGUGUACGACCAGUAAUGACAACGUCAUCCGCAAAGGCAAGAUGCUGGGUCAGUCAAUUAUUGAUGGUCCCCCCAGGAUUUGUUCUAAUGGCCCUUAUCACUAUUUUCAAAACAAUGUUCAAUAGGAUGGGAGAUAGGGGAUCUCCUUGUCUUAAUCCUUUGUUGAUAUGGAAGCUACUGGACCUUGCACUUUGUAUUUUCACUCUCCCUUGUGUCCCUUCCAAGGUUGCACGCACUAAUCGCAUCAGUUUUUCCGUUAUACCCACCUUUGCCAUGGCCUGAUACAACUUGCCUCGGUCUACACUGUUGUAUGCUUGCUUGUAGUCUAUGAAGAGGUGGUGAAGAUCAAUAUUAUAUUCAUAGCAUUUCUCCAGCAUGAUCCUUAUGCUUAAAAUAUGGUCUAUAGUAGAUCUACCCCUUCUGAUUCCACUCUGGUAUUCCCCGACCUCUCUCAGAGUACUGGAGAAUCCUCAUCAACAGAAUGGAGAAAACUUUGUAUGCUGUGUUUAGCAAUGCAAUGCCUCUGUAGUUUUCACACUUCAUCUUGUCUUCCUUCUUAUAAACUGGGCAUAUCAAUGCAGUGGACCAGUCUUUUGGCACCUCUUCUGAAAUCCAGAUGUCAAAAAUCAGAUGGUACAUUUAAUGCAAAAAUCGGAAGGGAAAAAAUGUUUCGUCCUACUAUCGGCCCACAUAGCUUGCACGUGGGGAGUAAUGAAAAUGGAUUUAAAGCAAUUGACUUUGCUACCUCUGCAGGGUUCAGUAUUGUGAGUACAUAUUUUGACCAUAAAAGUACUCAUAAAGAAACAUGGGUUUCCCCUGGUGGAUUAAUUAAGAACCAAAUAGAUCAAGUCAUGAUUGAAAAAAGGCAUGCUACAGAUGUGACAGAUGUUCGAAGCUUCUGAGGCGCUGACUGCUCAUCAGACCACUACUUGUUCGUAAUACAAUACUGACAAAGGAUUGCAAACCAACCAAAGGGACUGACUGCAAAAACCAAGAAGUAUUGCUUGGAGAAACUGAAAGACCCUGAUGAGAAAAAGAGGUAUGCAGAAAGAGUGGCUUUAAAACUACAAGAAGCUAUAGAUGGAAACGAAGGUGUGGAAGCUAGAUGGAGCAAGAUGAAGAAAGUGGUAACAGAGACAGCUAAUGAAACCCUAUUAAUAAAUCAUGGGAAUUCCCAAAGCACAUGGUUUGAUGAGGAAUGCAGGAGGAUGGUAGAGGAAAGAAACAGGGCCAGACUAGCAGUGCUUCAAAGAAGGACCAGAGCAAAGGUAGAAAGGCAUAAAGCCCUGAGGAGAAGAGUCAAUAACAUGUGCAGAAAAAAAAAGCGAGACGCAGAAAAAGCCAAGUUUCUCCAAAUGAAAGAGGAGUAUGGGUAGAGAAAUAGAAGGAAGUUCAUCGGUAUCCUUAAAGAACAUAAGGGAGAAUUCAAGCCAAGGAUAGGCUUGAGAUUCCUGCAGAGCUGUGGAAGCAUGGAAGAGAAGCAUUGGUCUGUUUUAAUGUAUUCCUCUAUAAUUUCUUGAAUAUAACGAACUACAGUGAAAUAACUGUCCAUAGUAUGGAGUACAUUGUUGCUCCUGAGUAGAUGCUGGCCCAUACCAUUACAAUCCCACCUUCAGACAGCAUUGAAGGGAGGAUGAACUGCGACAGUGUACCCAUUCCCUGUUCUUGGUAAACUCUUCAGUGCCUACUAUCACUGUAACUUCAGAAACGAAACUCGUCUGUAAAAAUAAUUCUAAUUUGUAUCCUCAUUUAGGUGCUUGCUACACCAUAAUCUGCAGAGUUGCCAGCAAGGCACUGUUGCUGCAGAUCAUCUUAAAGAGGCAUAAAAUGGUAGACCAACUUCACACAAAGGACUGCAAAUGGUUUCUGUUGAUAUGAGCUUUGGCAGAACAUUCAACACUUCCUUUAGGCGCUGUUCGACACUAAGAAAAGGGAUGCUUCUUGAAGUAAUAACAAUAUUCCUGUCAUCUAUUGGUGUGGUAAUCAUCGUCAUCCUUAUCUCUACAACUCCUGUAGAGUCAAGGCCUCCUGCAGCUUAGUCCGCCAGUCUUCUCUAUUGGUUUCCGCUGCUCUCCAAUUACGGAUACCCAAGAUGAACCUGGCAUCUGCUGCCACUCCAUUGAUCCAUCAGUCGAGGUCUUCCCACUCUUCUUGUCCCAUAAAUCCUUUUGUCUAGGACCAACUUAGGAAUCUGAUCCUGGGUCAUUAUAAUUAAAUCCUUUAGUUAAUAAUUUGUUAAAAAUAAUGAAUACUUUUUUUUAACUUUUUAUAUUUACUAACAGAUAAGAGAAUUCUUAACAACAAAAAAAGGAGGAUACUUUAAUUAAAAGGAAUAAAAUAAGAAUCAAUCAGAAAUAUCCUUAUUUAUUUUUGGGCAGUUUAUUUUGUGAUGCACACUUUUUUUUUCUUCUCACAAACAGUUUUUUCAUAGGUAUUCUUUCAUUACAUCCUACUGUUUUUCAAUUAUUGUCACAUUAAGAAAAUGAACUGGCUUUCCUGUUUCUCCAUAUAUCUCAGAGGCUAUCUAAUGUGCACCGUCUCUAAAAUGUAAUCUAUUGGUCUUUAUUGACUAAUACAAUAUUUUGUAUUUUAUCUAAAUGUGUAUUCAAUUUUUUAUAGGAAUUUCAUAAUGACUAGUGAUUUUGGAAUUUAAAUAUUUCCUUUAAUUAAUUUUUUAUAACAUAACUAAUUGCUCAAAAACAACAAACUUGAAAGUUGUUUAGAAAUCAUUGUUAUUUACUAUACAUUUUGUAUAUACAAAUAUGAUACUACUAUCUCAGAUGCUUUUUCAAUUGCUUUCCUGAAGUUGACUUCCAUGCUUUUCAGAUCUUUCUGUUGUCUUUUAUUCUUAUUUUUCAUUGAUUCUUUUGUAUGACUCUGUACAUAUAUUUCUAUUUUAUUCAUCAAAGGAUAUUAUUUGUAUUUUCAUUUGCUCUAUUAGCAUCACCUAGCUGUUGUGUUUUAAGAUUAUAACUAUAUCUCCUCAAAACUUUUUUUUUAAAUUUAAUUCUGAUUCAGUAUUAAUAUUCUUGGUGCCUUUUCACUACUUAGUUGAAAGUGUUCAAAUUUCUAAAGUGAAAUAGAUAUUUUAUGAUUUCAUUUUACUAAAAUGAGCUAGAUUACCUCUCAAUUUAUGUUUAGUAAUUUCAUCGACUUCCUUGUUUUCACUUUUGGUACUGGCUCCAAGGAUAUGUAAACUUUUUCAAAACCAUGAUUUGUUAGAUUUUUUUUUUUUAAAUAGAUCAAUUAAGGUCAAUUCUAUUUGGAUUUUGCUUGCCUGCUACAUUUAUAUAUUGUUAUAAUUUCUUUUGGUCCUUGAAAAUUAUUAUUUUUUUUUACGUUCCUUUAAUAACACUUACAAUCUUAUAAAAUAGCCGAUAAUCAGUAUUAUGUUAUUUUAUAAUAUUUCUUUUAGUCUUGUCAUUGAUCAUACUUCCUGUACUGUUUUGUAUAAUAUUAAAGUUUACAAUUUAUCACCCUUGCUUAUUUUAGUUGGGAAUAAUUUACUUGUUUGCGCUUCAAGGCUUGUAACAUUGAUUUUUGGGAAUGUCAUUGUUAGUAAUUAGAAUUAGAUAUCAAUUUUGGAUGAUCUAUCAGUUGAAAAUUUCAUAAUCACAAGGGAAAUCCAGCUUAUAAUUAAAUUAUUUGAUUAAAUUACAAAAUGAGGCCUAGGUUAUAUUAACAAACACAAAGAAAAUCAUGGAGAAGUACACAAUUCAAAAAUAAAAAAAAGGACAUAUAUCUGUAUUAUUAAGUUACUUGUUUUUGUUUAUUUAUAAACGUUAUUUUAACAAUGGUUUACUGUCUAAAUAUCUAUAUAAACAAAUUUGCUAUUUUCAGAUUUUAACCUUUUUAGAUUCAUGGCAUGAAUAGUCAUCAAUGUGGAAAUAUGGUAAAUCUGUGCCUUUUAUAUGUGAACUUUCCCAUUUUAGAUUCCUUUAUGUAAAAAUGGCUCAAAAUACAUUACUUUAGAAGAAAUUUGCUCUCUCUCCCCAACCAUGCUCUCUUCAAAAUUUGUAAAUUUUUGGAUUCUCUCUUUUUUACAGAACACUCACAAUAUUUUAUUCUCUGUACAAUGAUAACUUUUCUCUUUUAUCUCCUGUGAAGCUUGUAGAAUUCUUUUCCCAUUUUAUUUUUCUCUCCAUUCUCCUGAAGUCAUUCUGGUUUUUCUCUGCAGCUUUAAUGUUAUUCUAUAGUAAUGUGUCUCAGCUCUCUUUAAACAACCAUUUCUCAUUUGCCUUUUUUUUUUAUUGUACCACUUUGUAAGAUUUAUUUCCUGUUGGUGCAGCAUUUUUUUUCCUCAAAGCUUUAUUUAACAAGAUUGUAAAGAGCAUCACAGUUACAAAAUUAUUAGUACUAGUAAGACAUUGAACAUCAAUUUUAAGGGAUCUUUGAUGUUAUGUCUUGGCAUUAUAAAGGAUCAGUAAUAUCUCCUCUGUUUAUUUUCAGACUAUUAAAAUUAAGCUUGUUUGCCAAGCAGUUCAUCUUUUGUAAUUAGGUAACUGUUUGAAAGUUUAUUUUUCUCUGAUUAUUUUAAAUUGUUAUGAUGUAGUCUUCCUGCAUUUAAGUAUGGUACUCUUAACUCAGUUGCAGUUAUUUUAAGAUUAUAAAUAUAUUUUAUAUCAGUUUUUAAUAAUAUUUCUUUUGUAUUAAUACACUAGAUUCUUAUUCAGUUUUGCUAGGCUGACAUAUUACCAGAUAACAGAAAUAAAUAAUUAAUUUUUAAAAAACAUAAUUAUUUUUAGAUUAGAACACCAUCAUGACACCCUUGAUUGAUAUACUUAAUUAAAUUGAAAACAUAUUUGACAUUUUAUUAUAAAUUUGUUAAAAUUUGAUUUAAUGUAACAAGUUUUCUAUCAUUCAUUGAAGAAUUUAUUUGCUAUUUUUUUGUUUAAAUUUAAAAAUAUAGUAUUGAAAUUUUCUCCUUUUGGGGAUGCCAGUACAGGAAUGUUUUCUGUUCUCUAUUUAUCUUAAAUACAUAAUCAAUGGUUAUACUGUAAUGAUUUAUUCACUGGUUUAUAUAUUUUUUUUUACUUAUCUAUAAAUAUUUUUAUAGAUUUUAUAUUUGUUUUUUAUCUCAAUAUCAAGAUAAGAAAAUGUAACUUCGAAUUAAGUUAAUAUUGGAUUCCAUUUUCUGCAUUACUAUUGUACAUUUUGAGAACUGCCAGAUUUGAUGUGUGUAAAGUUUAUAUUUCUACUUAUAUAAAAUAUAAAAUGUUAAGAAAAUAUUGCAUUUAUUUUUUCUCAUUUAACAUUUGGAAACACCAUUUUUGGAAGUUCCCAUAAAACUUUCUAUUGUUUAACAUCCUAUUAAUUAUAUCACUUACAUAAUUUACUAUAUAUUUAAACCAUCCUUAAACCAAACAAGGUUUCUCAAAAUUUUCAUAUAAUAAUAUCAAGAGACAGAAAUGAAAGUAACACUUUCUGGGCAUGUUAAAAUUAAAAAAAAAACAACCUCAUGUAAUCUCUGUUCUAUUGAAAAGAUAAGACUGUAUUAAACCAUUCUUUUGUAAAAACUAUUAUUAAAUGUUGUAUAAGUUCUCCUAUAAUGUUUUUUUACCUGAUAUAUGCAAAUGUAUCAAUUGUUAUAUGAUGUAGGUUCCAUUAAUAAUACUUUUUUAGCUUAUAUAAGUUGAUUUAAUAGGCCCAGUGAACCCCAAUGAUACUAUACUAAUAUCGCCAACGAUAUCUGCUCACAUAUCACUCUAUAGAAAACCUUGUUAAAACCCAAACUCCCUGGAUUAGACCCAACACAAUCCUCCCUUCUGUAUUUUGGUCUACCCCUCAGAUAUUUUACUUAUUCGCACAUUGGCUCAACACCUAUAUUUUUAGUGAUUAGUUCCUUUACAAACGUAUUUCAGUCACCAUUAAUGCUAUUAAUUCCAUUAUAUUUCCUGGAUGUAGGGUGCGUUUUUAUACUAAAGGGUCUUUACCUGAGGUUCAAGUGGCAGAUAACUUAGAGCUCAGUUGUUUAUUGAAAUUUGGUCAGUUAAUAUCAGAAACUGGUUAGCAAAGUGGCUGGGGUGUGUGCACAUAAACAUAUAUACUUAUAUACCAUUUUAGACUUUUUCAAGUUCCUUGACUCGCAUAUCAAGUUAGCCACACAUUCAUUUUUACUUUACCACCACAACUAGCUAAGGGAAGGUAUUGUAUUUAUUUAUUAAUUAUAAUAUAUUUUAGGUAUCUAUGACUUUUUUUAACUUUAACAUUUGGUUAUAGCUAAUAAACUACAUUCCAAUAGAUCAAAUAACUAUAAGUAUUACAUCCCUCAGAUAGAAGGCCCAAAAUUAUUAUAUUUAUAUUCUCCUAUUCAAAUGUGUGUAUAAUUCACCUUGAUACAUAAGUAAUGUUUAUAAUUGUCAAUUAUAAGGGUAAAUAACAAUAUUAAUUAACUCCUCUCUUCCCCGGAAAUAUACCUUAUUAAACAUUGUAUAUAAUUGAUGUGUAAAUAACAUGUAUACUGUUAGUAACCCAUUGAGACAUGUACCAAAUUUAUAAAAUUAUUAAAUUUAUACAUUAGUAUAAUAAUUUUAACUUCACAUAUGUAAAAAUAAAAUAAAAUUACCUUCCAAAUGAA
Molecule: messenger RNA, 11915 nt
Organism: Nezara viridula (southern green stink bug)
Lineage: Eukaryota; Metazoa; Arthropoda; Insecta; Hemiptera; Pentatomidae
Source: the annotation of a GenBank genome assembly